CACCGUCCUGACGGGAUGCUCGCACAGAUUAGUUCCUAGCCGGCUGGAGUGCGUUGGGAAGUGUCUGCUGAGAAGAGACCCGGGGCUUGAGACGGGUGCUUAUCCUACUACCAAACGCCAGCUCAUACGGCAAGCUCAUCAAACAACCAGCAAGCUCUACGCACCAUCGAGAAGUUAUCCACACACGCACACAAAAACGAAGCACUAUGCACGGAUUUCGCAGUGUGCGGGCAGCGUUGCUGGUGGUCGCCAUAUUGCACAAGGUCGCCAUUUGCACUUCCAACGCUACAGAGCCGUGGUACGAGGUGACAACAGCCGGUGGCGAUGAGUCUAGUACGGAGCCGUUCACGGAGAGCACUAGCGUGACUCCCUCCUGGAUGGAAUCCACGGAACCGUCGCCGUCAGCAGACUAUGCGGACGUUGUUGAGUGGACCGAUGCGAGUGCGUACGAUGUCUACUGCAAACCGGAGCUAUGUCUGCGCUACAAUCGAUACGGUGAGCUGGAACCGAAGAGGCACGUUGCUUGCGGGUUCAAUGGUUCGUUCGCCGCCGACUGCCCACCGGGUCGGAUGAUACUGAAGAUCGAUGCGCAGCUGCGCCACUACAUCCUUCAUCUACACAACGAGGCACGUGAUCGGUUGGCACGGGGUGUCGAGCCACAAUUUGCUGCCGCCUCUAGAAUGCCGACUGUGACUUGGGACGAUGAGCUAGCUAAUUUGGCGGAAAUUAACGUACGCAGCUGCAGGUUCGAGCAUGAUGAGUGCCGCAGCACACAUCAGUAUCUUCACGCAGGGCAAAACCUAGCCGUCGGUUCGUACUACCUCGAGACGGACAUUUUCGAAAUCGUUCGCAACUUGACGACGCUGUGGUAUAAUGAGCAUGUCGACACGACGCAGGAAGUGCUGGACAGGUACACCACCGACUACAAUGCCACCAUCGGACACUACACGCAGAUGAUCUCCGACCGCACGACAGCGAUCGGGUGCGGCGUUGUGAUCUACCCGAAGAAGAUAGAGGACUUUGUGUUCAAGAUGGUGCUGUACGCCUGCAACUACGCACUCACGAGCAUCGUACAUCAGCCAAUUUAUUUGAAAGGUGAGCCGACCGGCCGUUGUGCAACGGGCACCAAUCCGGCCUACGCUGGUCUCUGUAGCUUGGAGGAGAAUCAUUUGAUUAAAGCGAUUCCCGCGUACACCUGACGCGUAAAAAAAAAAA
Anopheles stephensi (Asian malaria mosquito) is the source of this 1215-nucleotide messenger RNA. Its product is annotated as antigen 5 like allergen Cul n 1-like. The transcript is spliced from 4 exons. Bases 207 to 1199 code for a protein of 330 amino acids. The record is from RefSeq and is a predicted model, not a curated record. Lineage: Eukaryota; Metazoa; Arthropoda; Insecta; Diptera; Culicidae.